Dibothriocephalus latus is the source of this 162-nucleotide messenger RNA. Lineage: Eukaryota; Metazoa; Platyhelminthes; Cestoda; Diphyllobothriidea; Diphyllobothriidae. The record is from the annotation of a GenBank genome assembly.
GCCAACUUAUUGGUCGACGCCACAGGCAGCAUUAUUCGCAUAUCCGACUUCGGGGCGUCUGCGCGUCUGGAAAGCCAGGGUAGCGUUUCCGGUCAAUUUCAGGGCCAGGUGAUCGGAACAUUCGCCUUCAUGGCACCCGAGAGACCGGAGUCUGAGGUUUAA